Messenger RNA from Haplochromis burtoni (Burton's mouthbrooder), 5783 nucleotides. RefSeq names its product cullin-5. Gene Ontology annotation, biological process: protein ubiquitination; SCF-dependent proteasomal ubiquitin-dependent protein catabolic process. The record is from RefSeq and is a predicted model, not a curated record. Gene Ontology annotation, cellular component: Cul5-RING ubiquitin ligase complex; SCF ubiquitin ligase complex. Gene Ontology annotation, molecular function: ubiquitin protein ligase binding. The coding region runs from base 470 to 2749 and encodes 759 amino acids. The transcript is spliced from 19 exons. Lineage: Eukaryota; Metazoa; Chordata; Actinopteri; Cichliformes; Cichlidae.
AGCUCUCGAAUAUAUCGCAUUUCCUAUGCUUGUGCGCACAUUCAGUCUCUCCGUUUCAGUGUGUGUUCACGCCUCUAACGGAGAUAUGUGCUGUCGGUGCCGUGUUUUGCAUAAAAGCGCGCUAAUUUUUAAAUAAACGGAUUAAAUGUACAAAUAGGUGCGCCUGAAGUCACAGUUGUCACCGCUGUCGUCUGUCCGGUGUUAAUAUCGGAGUCCGUUUUCCCCGGUAUUCGUGUAUGGCUCCAGCAGAGCAGAAGCAGAACCGAGCCCGUCUCCUGCGGUUCUUAACUCGAGCCAAACCGUAGCCGUUAGCCGGUCACCUCAAGCCGGCGGCGACGAACCGACAGCCGGAGCCAGCUUGAAGCCAGGGAAACACGGUUCGGGGAGACAAUCAACCGACAGGACAUCGCGUCAACCCCGCAGCUCAACCAACAAGGGGUCCCUGCAGUUUGAGGACAAGUGGGAUCUGAUGCGGCCCAUCGUCCUCAAGCUGCUCAGACAGGAAGCUGUCACCAAGCAACAGUGGUUCGACUUGUUCUCAGAUGUUCACGCUGUGUGUCUAUGGGAUGACAAAGGACCAGCCAAAAUCCACCAAGCCCUCAAAGACGACAUCCUCGACUUCAUCAAACAAGCACAAGCUCGAGUGCUGAGCCACCAGGACGACACGGCUCUCCUCAAAGCCUACAUUGUGGAGUGGAGGAAGUUCUUCACCCAGUGCGACAUCCUGCCCAAACCCUUCUGUCAGCUGGAGAUCACACUGAUGGGAAAACAAGGCAGCAACAAGAAAACCAACAUGGAGGACAGCAUUGUACGCAAGCUGAUGCUGGACACGUGGAACGAGUCGAUCUUUUCAAACAUUAAGAGUCGCCUGCAGGACAGCGCCAUGAAGCUGGUGCACGCCGAGCGGCUGGGCGAGGCCUUUGACUCUCAGCUCGUGAUAGGCGUACGAGAGUCAUACGUCAACCUGUGCUCUAACCCGGAGGACAAGCUGCAGAUCUACAGGGAUAACUUUGAGAAAGCCUACCUGGACUCUACAGAGAGGUUCUACAGAACUCAGGCGCCGUCCUACCUGCAGCAGAACGGUGUCCAGAACUACAUGAAAUAUGCAGAUGCGAAGCUGAGGGAGGAGGAGAAGAGAGCGCUUAGAUAUCUAGAAACACGUCGUGAAUGUAACUCUGUUCAAGCACUGAUGGAGUGUUGCGUGAACGCUCUGGUGACCUCGUUCAAAGAGACAAUCCUCGCCGAAUGUCCAGGAAUGAUCAAACGCAACGAGACAGUCAAGCUGCACCUCAUGUUUUCACUGAUGGACAAGGUUCCCAACGGGAUCGAGCCCAUGCUGAAAGACCUGGAGGAGCAUAUCAUCAGUGCUGGACUAGCGGACAUGGUGGCUGCUGCAGAGACUAUCACUACUGACUCUGAAAAGUAUGUGGAGCAGCUGCUGACUUUGUUUAACCGCUUCAGUAAGCUGGUAAAGGAGGCUUUCCAGGAUGACCCACGCUUCCUCACAGCAAGAGAUAAGGCUUACAAAGCGGUCGUCAAUGAUGCCACAAUCUUCAAACUGGAGCUGCCGAUGAAACAGAAAGGAGUGGGAAUGAAGACUCAGCCGGAGUCGAAGUGUCCGGAGCUGCUGGCAAACUACUGUGACAUGCUGCUAAGGAAAACCCCGCUCAGCAAGAAACUGACCUCAGAGGAAAUUGAGCUCAAACUCAAAGAAGUGCUCUUGGUGCUGAAAUACGUCCAGAACAAAGACGUGUUCAUGCGUUACCACAAAGCUCAUCUGACCAGGCGCCUCAUCCUGGACAUUUCGGCCGACAGCGAGAUUGAAGAGAACAUGGUGGAGUGGCUGAGAGAAGUGGGCAUGCCUGCUGAUUAUGUGAACAAGCUUGCCAGGAUGUUUCAGGACAUCAAGGUGUCAGAGGACCUCAAUCAGGUCUUCAAAGAGAUGCACAAACACAACAAGCUGGCACUGCCAGCGGACAGCGUGAACAUUAAGAUCCUGAACGCCGGCGCCUGGUCACGAAGCAGUGAGAAGGUUUUCGUCUCGCUGCCCACAGAGCUGGAGGACCUGAUCCCCGAGGUGGAGGACUUCUACAAGAGGAAUCACAGCGGUCGGAAGCUCCACUGGCAUCACCUCAUGUCCAACGGCAUUAUCACCUUUAAAAAUGAAGUGGGGCAGUACGACCUGGAGGUGACGACGUUCCAGCUCGCCGUGCUGUUUGCCUGGAAUCAGAGACCCAGAGAGCGAAUCAGCUUCGAGAAUCUCAAACUGGCCACAGAGCUGCCCGACGCAGAGCUGCGCCGAACACUCUGGUCUCUGGUCGCCUUCCCGAAGCUGAAGAGGCAGGUGUUGUCUUACGACCCCCCGGUGAGCUCACCCAAAGACUUCACAGACGGCACGCUCUUCUACGUCAACCAGGAGUUCUCUCUCAUUAAAAACUCCAAAGUUCAGAAGCGGGGAAAGAUCAAUUUGAUUGGCCGUCUGCAGCUGACCACAGAGCGAAUGAGAGAAGAGGAGAAUGAAGGAAUCGUUCAGCUCAGAAUACUGAGAACUCAGGAGGCCAUCAUCCAAAUCAUGAAGAUGAGGAAGCGGAUCAGCAACGCCCAGCUGCAGACGGAGCUGGUGGAGAUCCUGAAGAACAUGUUUCUGCCUCAGAAAAAGAUGAUAAAAGAGCAGAUCGAGUGGCUCAUCGAGCACAAAUACAUAAAGAGGGACGAGGCGGACAUCAACACCUUCAUCUACAUGGCCUAGGCAGCGAGGACGGAGUGUGUGUUUUGCUGUUUUUUACGACUGGCCUGCAUCUGGCGCUUUAAAACCUGCGAGAUGAGACAAACAAGGACUUAAAGGAUGUGUUUGAAGAAGGAGAAGAGGGCUGGGAGCGCGCUGAAGGACACGGAAAAGCCUUUUUAACAAAAGUGUGGCUAUUGUUUGUGUUUGUGAGACGCCAGUGUGUUACCGGAGUGUCAUUUCAAGCCGUAGCGUUGAGUCAUCUGGCCGUGUGUUUGUCCCUGCUGCCCUCUAGUGUCUGCUCAGAGGAGAGGAACGGCGGCGUGCGCCGUCCGCCAGCAGCUCAGAAGAAGAAAAAAUAGUGAUGUUAUUGAAUACUUCCUGCCUUACUUUCAUCAGCAGUGGACUUCGGAGAAGGAGGUGGAGAAGGAGUGAGGGCAGAAAAGGAGAACAAAGCUGAUAUCAGUCCUUUGCUUUCACUUCAUGCGACGGCUGCCAUGUUAGCCGCAGCCAUUCAGCAUCCCUCCUGUCCUACACUGAUCUAAUACUCGAAGAGGGAAUGCAGAGUGAAAGCUGCCAUCGAGGAGGAGAGAGACGAGUUCAAACUACCGAGGAGUAUUUUGCCAAAUCGUGUGUGUGUGUGUUUGAGUGCAUGGUGUGUAUCUGAUCUUUUAGUUGUGCGUGUUUGUAUGUGUGUGUGCACUUUCAACAGCAUGCUGCUCUAUGAUUUUUUUCCCCCUUCAGUGGAGAAUCUGUCACACUUUGGUUGUAUCAGAAAGGGUUGAGAAUUUAAAUGCUGGUAUUCAGAUUUUUUUUGUGAUCCCCUGACCGGGCUGCAGGUGACGUCAUCUUUGCAGAGCCUCAAGAACAAAACGAGAAAGUGUAACUGCCCCAGUGUGUGAGGUCUGGACUGUGCACGCACUCAGAUGGAAGUUCAGUGUCUAAAUUUUUACCUCAUUCAUUCUAAGAGUGUCUCUGUUUGUUUUUUUGGGGUUUUUUUUGCACAGUUAGAGAAAACCACACAGCUGCUCUGUUGCUUUUACUUAAGGUUUGAAUGAGCUGCUGGUGUUUGGACCUUUUUCCAAAGCAGAACACUGUCUGAGUUUGUGUGAUGUGUGCGCACUGCCCUUUUGUUCUUCCUCUCUGCCUGAACUCUCAGAAACCUACAAAUCACCUUCAGCCCAUAAACCUUCAUAGUGUUUGAAGCAAAGCAACAAUUUAGUCCCUUUAAAGCAGCUCUCGCGAUUCUGCAGCCAUAACUUUAGUUCCGUUAUCACCGGGACAUAAAAACUAUUUAGAAUUGUCAGUUUGUCUCUGAAUCACAAAAGCCUUUAAAAGAUUGGUGACUGCCUCAAAACAAGCUGAACUUAUUCUACACACUUGGUCCAGAGCAACGACACGAUUGUUUCUCAUCACACCAGAGCUCUGAAUUUGCUCCAUGCUAAUGGAGUUGGAGUAAAUGAUGAAAAAGUGAAAACUUUUCCCUUUUUAUUACCAUAAUGAGGACCUAGAAACACCUGCCACCACACAGUGAAGCUCCAAACGUUUAGGGGGAAUUAAAUAAAACAAAAUCACAGGAUGUGUCAGGGGGUCGAACCAAAACAAUUUUUAGAGAUGAAAGUUGUAAAAUUACAAAGGAAAAUAUGCAGAUGUGCUGUUCUUCUUCUGCUCUUUCUCACCUGAUUGUCAUUUGGUGCUGUAGCCUCUGCAACAUCUUCAAAAUGAGUGUGAAAAUGUAUUUUGUCAGCUGACCGGUCAGUGAAUGCGAGAUCAGCUGCAGUGAAUUAUAGAGAAUAAAAAGCUGCUGAGGUAAAUAUGGAGAACCAAUCAGUGCCCCCCACCCCUCACAAUCAGCAGAUGUUGUUUCUGUAAAAUUACUUUAGGGUAUUUAAUGAAGACGUGUAAAACUUUACAUCACACUAUGUCUGCAACUCACUUAGGGGCGAGUUGCAGACCCUUAAAGUACACAGGGUUGAGUGGAAGAUUGAACUUUUUAAUUUAUUAAUUUCCAGCAUUUUUCAGCCCUCAUAACUCCAGAUUAACUUCACUCCACGUGUCAUCACCUUAACAGAGUUUUAGUUUUUUCCAUGAUUUUUGGACACGGAAUUAUAAUAAUGUAAAUAAUGUGUUAGUCCCCGCAGUGAAAUUACUCCUCUGCAUUUUAAUGUCUAUAAUUCUGAGUAACAGAACCAGGUUUUGGUAUCCUGGAGAAAAAGUGCGUUUUGGGUAAACCUUCAGUAGUCAUCUCACCAUGAGGGAUAGGUGGAGGAUCAGACCAUGCUAUGGCAUGAAAAGGUUUCAUUUUUAGCUAUGUUUUGAUGCCAAGCUCACCUUCCAGAGGUGAUCCCUUCAUAUUAAAAAAACGUGGCUGAUUUUUAUCAGUUGCACUGGGAAUCUUUUUGCUCUUGUUGAACUGAGAAUCAAAUCCUGUGAGCAGUGAGGAAAAAGAAAGACGACUGUGAAUGUGUGGGGUUGUUUUUUGUUUGUUUGUUUUUUAAUAUUUAUUCUGUAUUUAUGAGGAAUGUUACUUUUUGUCCAUUUUUUUCUUGCCUUGUUUUUGCAAACACGUCUGUUGCCGUUGCAGUACUGACUUACUGACGCUCUCUCCUCUGUUUCAGCCUGCAAAAAAAAAACUGUUAGUCUAAUUUAUUUCACUUUCCACAUAAAGAUUUAUCUGCAAUUUUGUCAAAAUGCUGAAGCCGCUUUUAAGUUUGUUACUGCGACACAUUGAUGUUGAGAAUAAUCCAUUUUACACACUGACGUGCAAAAAAAAACAUUUUAAAAAACGCUGGAGUUUUCGGAUUAUUGUGAACUCUUCUGAAUGCAGUGAGGCCGUCUGCCUCAGGUUUCACCUGAGAUGAAACUAACUCCACAUGUCAGUCGCAUUAUAUGCAGUUUUAUUCUCUAUGCACAGGCCUGACUCACUUAGUUGUUGUUUUUUGUUUGUUUUUUGCAGAUGAUACCCUGUUGUAUUUUUAAACACAUUUGAGGACACUGAGGGACUUUGAUGAGUUCUUUCUUUGUGUGAUCUGUGAGGAAAAACACUCAUUUAAUUAUA